GGCCCGCGCGGGGUGGGCGGGGCCUGCGGGGCGGGGCCAGCGAGGAGCGGGGCGGGGCUGGCGGCAGCGGCGCGGGCUGCGGCUCCGCAUUCGAACCUCCCUCGCAGGCGGCCUCCGCCCCACAAUGCACCGCGGCGGGCAGCCUUUGAAAAAGCGGCGCGGCUCGUUCAAGAUGGCGGAGCUCGACCAGUUGCCUGACGAGAGCUCCUCAGCAAAAGCCCUUGUCAGCUUAAAAGAGGGGAGCCUAUCUAAUACGUGGAAUGAGAAAUUCAGUGCUUUACAGAAAACUCCCGUGUGGAAAGGCCGGAGUGCAGGCCCUGCCGUAGAAAUGCCUUUCAGAAAUUCAAAGCGAAGUCGACUCUUUUCUGAUGAAGAUGAUAGACAAAUAAAUACAAAGUCUCCCAAAAGAAACCAGAGGGUUGCAAUGGUUCCACAGAAAUUUACAGCAACAAUGUCAACACCAGAUAAGAAAGCUUCACAGAAGAUUGGUUUUCGAUUACGGAACCUGUUGAAGCUUCCCAAAGCACAUAAAUGGUGCAUAUAUGAGUGGUUCUAUUCCAACAUAGACAAACCACUUUUCGAAGGUGAUAAUGACUUCUGUGUAUGUCUAAAGGAGUCUUUUCCUAAUUUGAAAACAAGAAAGUUGACAAGAGUAGAAUGGGGAAAAAUUAGGCGGCUAAUGGGAAAACCACGGAGAUGUUCUUCUGCAUUUUUUGAGGAAGAGAGAUCAGCAUUAAAACAGAAACGGCAGAAAAUAAGGCUCUUACAACAAAGGAAAGUUGCAGAUGUUUCACAGUUCAAAGAUCUCCCAGAUGAGAUUCCUCUGCCCCUGGUUAUUGGAACCAAAGUGACAGCACGAUUGCGUGGUGUUCAUGAUGGUCUGUUCACGGGACAGAUAGAUGCUGUGGAUACUCUUAAUGCUACUUACAGAGUAACCUUUGAUAGGACAGGGCUUGGGACUCAUACUAUCCCUGACUAUGAAGUUCUUAGUAAUGAGCCUCAUGAGACGAUGCCGAUUGCUGCCUUUGGACAAAAACAGCGUCCUUCUCGGUUUUUUAUGACCCCCCCGCGGUUACAUUAUGCUCCUCCUCUCCAAUCACCAAUUACGGAUAAUGACCCUUUGUUAGGACAGUCACCUUGGAGAAGUAAAAUUUCUGGCUCUGAUACUGAAACAUUAGGAGGUUUUCCGGUGGAAUUCCUUAUCCAAGUGACCAGAUUAUCAAAAAUUCUCAUGAUUAAAAAGGAACAUAUCAAGAAACUAAGGGAAAUGAACACAGAAGCAGAAAAACUGAAGUCGUACUCCAUACCCAUCAACAUUGACUUUCAGCGGAGGUAUGCCACGAUUGUGCUGGAGCUGGAGCAGCUGAACAAGGACCUGAACAAGGUUUUGCACAAGGUUCAGCAAUACUGCUACGAGCUUGCACCAGACCAGGGGCUGCAGCCUCCCGACCAGCCGACAGACAUGAGGCGCCGGUGUGAGGAGGAGGCCCAGGAAAUAGUUCGGCAGGCAAACUCCUCAUCAGGACAGCCCUGUGUGGAGAAUCAGAACCUGACGGACCUCAUCUCCAGGCUCACAGCCAUUCUGUUACAAAUCAAGUGUCUAGCAGAAGGAGGAGACCUGAAUUCUUUUGAAUUCAAAUCACUUACAGAUUCAUUAAAUGAUAUCAAGAGUACAAUAGAUGCUUCAAAUAUCAGCUGCUUUCAGAAUAACGUGGAGAUCCACGUGGCACACAUUCAGAGUGGCCUGAGCCAAAUGGGAAACUUGCACGCUUUCGCAGCCAACAACACCAACAGAGACUGA
Messenger RNA from Castor canadensis (American beaver), 1801 nucleotides. It is a transcript of the gene Lin9, whose product is annotated as lin-9 DREAM MuvB core complex component. Gene Ontology annotation, biological process: regulation of transcription by RNA polymerase II; reproductive process; regulation of cell cycle. NCBI's taxonomy places the organism in Eukaryota, Metazoa, Chordata, Mammalia, Rodentia, Castoridae. The record is from RefSeq and is a predicted model, not a curated record. Gene Ontology annotation, cellular component: nucleoplasm; transcription repressor complex. Gene Ontology annotation, molecular function: DNA binding.